This is a messenger RNA of Umbelopsis ramanniana AG, 1755 nucleotides long. RefSeq lists its product as uncharacterized. The record is from RefSeq and is a predicted model, not a curated record. The transcript has a single exon. Lineage: Eukaryota; Fungi; Mucoromycota; Umbelopsidomycetes; Umbelopsidales; Umbelopsidaceae. The coding region runs from base 283 to 1659 and encodes 458 amino acids.
AUAAUAUACGGGCUUGGUGGUGGUGGCAAUCACCUACACACUUUGGUUCUCGGAGAAGAUCGCAAGACCAGGUAAAAAGUCAAUAAGCACGGUAAUGCAAGGGGGGAUGUUCCCUUUUGCCAAAGAAAACCGGUUUAAGGAGUAGUUUAGCGGCAGCACCUUUUAUGUUGCCUAUUUUUUUUCUGAGCCUGGGCCCCCCUUUAUAAAUGAUCCUAGCUUUUUGACAGCCCUCAUGUCCCCUACCCCGAGCCUAUUCCUUUUGUUGUUGCUGAUUCAAACUGAAUGGCGGGCGAGAUUCAGGACGCCUCUAGUCGCCGCUCUUCGUUGUUCAAUGCCAUUGUGACCCGUCAAGCUCCUCCUCCUCCCCCUCCACUGCCUACUAAUGCCGAUGCCGCAACUCUCAAGAUUGAUUUGGAGCAGGAACCCAAGCGGUAUUAUCCUGGCCAAUCUGUUCGUGGGCACUUGACCAUCAAGGUCCAAGAGUCCAUUGGAGUACAAUACAUUCGCAUCGCGGCUGUCGGAGGUCUAAAGCUGCGUUCAACUAGUAAACGAGAGAGUAACGACUACCAGUUUACGCACGACUUGAUCAUUUUAAAUUCUGGUGUACGGGUAACAAGACAAGCAGGGGUUAAAAAGGAUCGUAUCCCAGGACGUACCAAACGAGAUCGAUGGCACAUGGUAUACGACCGAACGACACUACCUUCCAGAAGUGGGCGAUAUGACAAUACGGAUGGAGAGGACGAUGAGGACGACGAUGGUAUGGAAACCAGUAGUCGAGGCAGUCGGCACGAUUCCAAGUACGCAUCUAUUUCAUCUUACUCGUCUUCUGUGGAAUCGUUCUUCACCCUCGACAGCCGAAGUCACGACAUCGCUUUCUCAAUACCCAUACCACGUAGUAAUGUGAUCCCCCCUUCAUACACCAACGACCAAUUUAAUAUUCAAUACAGCGUGAUUGCGACUUUGCACUAUGAAACCAUGGAAUCAACCAGUAUUCAUGUUGUCAACUGUUACCAACCACUUCAACUAUCGUCUUUGACCCCUAUCUUCACUCCUUUGUACAAUACUCCACUGAUAGCUGUGUCGCGGCGAGCUCCCGUCACACAACCCACCUCCAAGUACAAAUCGCUUCUGUCAUCCACUGGCUGGAUCGAAGCCUCCGCGUUCGUUCCCCGGCGAGCAUUUCUUCCGGGCGAUAGCAUUCCAUUAGGAAUUCGCAUUAUUAACUGUUCUGAUUUUCGUCCUGGUCGAGCCACGGUGGACGUCACGCUAACACGCAACAUUGUCAUCUCGGCAGGCAAAGAGAGCAAAAAGAAAAUCAAUGGUUUGGUCGGUGUGUUCGAAGGCAUCUCUGGACAAGAUCGCGAGUUACAACUAGAUAUGGACUCUCUCCUCUCGGUACCAGCCGAAUCUAUUUCCACUAUAUUUGCUGAUAUGACUCAAAACUUGCUAGAGGUCGUCUACAAAGUUCAUAUCAAGGUAUCGCUUAUUGGGACCAUCAAGACUUCAAAGCCAAUGCUAUGCUUCAACUCGAGAAAGCAAACGGAGCAUUGCGAACAUAUUGGCGUCAUUGAAUUUCCUAUCGUGAUUGGGACGUUAUCCAAGUGUGCCUCCCAGGGCCGUGAUUCCCAAGAGGUGAACCUGAAAAAAGCUGGUAUGUAAUUUGUCGGAACAAGAUAUAAUUAUUUUUUUUUGAAAGUUUGGGAGUACAGUCAUCGACGAUAUAAAAUAAAAACCCUAGCCAAAGCUUCAAACUUC